Molecule: messenger RNA, 1755 nt
Organism: Pochonia chlamydosporia 170
Lineage: Eukaryota; Fungi; Ascomycota; Sordariomycetes; Hypocreales; Clavicipitaceae
Product: protein phosphatase type 1 complex subunit Hex2/Reg1
Exons: 2
Coding region: 1-1755 (584 amino acids)
Biological process (GO): protein catabolic process in the vacuole; cellular response to glucose starvation
Source: RefSeq, a predicted model, not a curated record
AUGGCGGCUGUCCUCUCGUCCGAGGACAGCAGCUACUUCUCGUCCUCGUCGUUGCGACGCUCACAAUCUCAGACCAGUUUUGGACACAAAUCCUCAUCAUAUCGAUCAACACCCACGCCGCAAAUAUCCGCUCCAUUCAACCCACCGUCCAAAGUAUACACUGAUUCCGAAAUUUCUUCAGCACCUUCAUCCCCCCCAGCAAUCCAAGCCGAAUCCACCGACGUAUCCUUCUCAUCUACUCCUGCGAGCAAUUUGUCAAUAUCGUCCGACUUUGAUGAAACCUUUGGCAUUGACGAGAGCCCCGAAGACCAUUUUAGCCUGCCUCUUCUCUCACAGGAAAAGUUCUUCUUGCAACCUGACUUUCAACGCGAUGACAACUUGGAACCACCACCAAGCCCCAAGACUGGGGAUUCAUACACGGUCUCUCCUGCAGAACCCGAGGGCUCGGGUGCUACAUCUGGUCCUGACACACCUGAGGUUACCGAACACGCAGAAGACGACACCGCAGUGUCAAGUAAGCCUUCCCGGCAAGUAGAUUACUUGUCGCAUGACUGGAAAGAAGAGGACAUCUGGUCGUCGUGGAGGUACAUCAUCUCCAAGAGGGGCGAAUUUGCCAACAGUGCAAGAUUGGAAAACGCAUCUUGGAGGACUUGGAUGAAGGCUAGGAACAAUCUCAAAACAAUAUCGCCCGAGGAACUAAAUUGGCUCAAAGACUGCGAUGUUACCUGGUUAUAUGGCCCGUUGCAGUGUGGAUCCAAGAAUGCGAACCCUACAGGCACAGAGCCUUCAAGUGUGACUCUGUCAAAAACGGACUCACUUGUCAACCUAAACAAGAAGCCAAUUCUCAAGAAGAGGAGUAUGUCUGAAGUCAUGCUACAAAGGUCUCUGGUAUCAGCGUCCCUGCUGAAGCAGGCUACGGCGGCAGUUCAGGCCCAAGAAACUCGGGGUGUUCUGAAGCACAGAACAGACAAGUCCAAUACUGAUUAUUAUAUCACCUACCCCCUUUCCGUCCGGAGGGGCAGCCAAUGCACUGGCAGCUCUGUUGCGGCUUCAACCGACUCGUCCAAUAUUUCCUCUCCUUUCCCAGAGCGCAAGCAUAUUCAUUUCAAUGAGCAGGUAGAGCAGUGCAUUGCCAUCGAUGUCAAGGACGACGAGGAGGAGGAUUAUGACCAUGACGUUCUUGGUGAAGACAGUGAUUCCGACGAUGGCGGCGUCAUGAUGAAGCGAGUCAAAUCCAAGAAACGCGCGCCUCCGUCCAAGAAGCGAAGCAAGAAGGCGGCGAAUUCAGAUGGCAAGAUUAUUGCCAAACUACCCUCUACUACCCUCAAGUACCGAGCAGACACACCGGAACCACAGGAAACAGCUAUGAAACACAGCACGGGCGUCUACCGAAGCCCAAUCAUAUCACCAUCGUCGUCCCAGGAAACCCUUCGGCCAGCGAAGCAGUCAUCACGAUUCUUUUUCGGCGAGGAAGACGACGGCGACGAUGGUCUCAGUGAUGGAACCCUGAUUGCUAGCUCAGGGUGGCGAUCUCCGCCAGGAAGCUCAGUUGGUGGCAGCCUUCACCGGUCGUCUUCAUCGGGAAGUCUGACAGAUGAGCCGGCUGGCAUGCGCCGCACACCAUCUGGCAUGUUCAUGCCUUGUGAAGAGGGGGAGGCUUCAAACGGUGAUGGGAUCAUUGGCCGGGUUAUUGAUACUGUCAAUACAGCGCGGGACAUUGCACAUGUUAUUUGGAACGUUGGGUGGAGGAAGUGA